This is a messenger RNA of Aspergillus caelatus, 981 nucleotides long. RefSeq lists its product as uncharacterized. NCBI's taxonomy places the organism in Eukaryota, Fungi, Ascomycota, Eurotiomycetes, Eurotiales, Aspergillaceae. The record is from RefSeq and is a predicted model, not a curated record. The transcript is spliced from 3 exons. The coding region runs from base 1 to 981 and encodes 326 amino acids.
AUGCCGUGGCACCCAGUGUCGACUAAUCGCUAUGAGCGCGCAUUCGACUCCCUGAAGUUCGAUUGGGGCAUUGCAGAAGCUGGGGCCCCGUUGCAGAAGCAACUUUAUUUGGUCUCAUGUUCACUUAAACCCCAACAUCUAGCCCCUGUUAAGGAAGCGCGGCAGGCAUGGAAAGCCUUGCGACGGCAGUAUCCUCAGAUUGCGGCCGUAGCAGAUAAAUCCGGCACACGGCUAACCUACACCGUACCAUCGCCGGAAGAACUCGAAGCAUGGGUGCAUGACAUUUUUCUGGUAGUGGAGGAGAGUUCCGCUACACACCUGUACCAAACACUGCCACCAUCCUCACUGUUCUGUCUAUACAAGCCGCCUUUCUUCGCAUUCUGGCCGACGGCCCGGCCGAGUCGCAGUUGGAUGGCUCGGAAGCCGCCCAAUUUUGACCCAACUACGCGCGGGCACGUCAGCGGCAGGUACACGGGGUUCAAUGUCAUCGAUCAUCGCAAGUACCUGUCUACCCCGUAUAACGGGCCUGACGCAGCGGUCGCCGUCUACCACACAGGCAUCCCGUUCAGCGUGGAUCUGGCCGCCAACCAUGACUUUGCCUCUCUUGCAGCGGCGUUCGCCCGGGGAUACAAGCGGGAUCUGAGCCGCAAGGAAUCCAGGAACAUCUUUACCUUCCUGGCGGAGAGCAGCUCCACCCGACCCAUUAUAGGGUGCCGGCGCAUCCUUGAGCUGAGCUCGGUCGGAGUUGUCAACGAUUAUCUCCCGGCCGAGUACGAGGACAUCGCGAGGAAGCUUGAGGUUCAGGGCUGGUUGAUCGCGGUGGAAUGUAUCAAUCGCCUACUACUCACCAACGUGUGGACUUGGGAUGGCCAGAUGCAACUUGCGGUCAACUGGAACGAGUCAUUCUAUGAGGAGGAGUUUGUGACGAUAUUCUUGGACAGCUGGAUGCUGACUCUGACGCGGGAACUAGGGGUGAACUAG